CAUUUUGACUACCUAUGAUCAAAGAUGAAGUUGUUUAUUGGAUUUAUUUCUAUAAUAAUUGGGCCUCUUGAAGUCAAUUCAAUUCGUGCUAAAGAUGAUUACAUCAAAAGAGAACUUCAAGAAUAUCCUGUACAAAUAAAUGAUAUCUUGCAUUAUAUACAAGGAAAAUGCCACCGAACACAUAGAGAAACAGUUGAAGAAAUGCAACAGAAAAAACAAUUAAUUAUAAAGAAACUUGCAACCUACAAAGAAGUAAUCAAAUUAAACAAACACAUAGAGAAAGAAUUUAAAUGGAUUACAGAAGAGCUAAAGGAUCACAAGGAAGCUCCAGAAAUUAUUACAUCGUUGAGAAAAGAUGUUCAAGAUAUUUGCGAGGGUCCGCCUUUGAAUCAACAAAGAGAGUGCACAGAUUUAAAGAAACUAAACAAGAAGACAGGUAUCCACACAAUAUACCCAGAUAAUGUGCAUGGAAUCAAAGUUUAUUGCAAUAUGGAAGUCGAUGGAGGUGGAUGGAGCGUAAUACAGAGAAGACAAGAUGGUACAACCAAUUUUUAUAGAUCCUGGUCAGAUUACGAGAAAGGUUUUGGAAGUCCUGAAAGAAAUGUUUGGCUCGGUAAUUACACUUAUCUCAUUCAUUUUCACUUUAGAAAUACUAAAGCAUAUUGCCUUAGCUUUUAA
This is a messenger RNA of Mytilus californianus (California mussel), 678 nucleotides long. Its product is annotated as angiopoietin-2-like. Bases 25 to 678 code for a protein of 217 amino acids. The transcript is spliced from 7 exons. The record is from RefSeq and is a predicted model, not a curated record. NCBI's taxonomy places the organism in Eukaryota, Metazoa, Mollusca, Bivalvia, Mytilida, Mytilidae.